GGCUGAACAGUUUUUUGUUUUUGUUUGCUUUUUCUUUUUUUUUUUUGAUGGCAUUGAACAACCGAUUUCAAAAUGCAACUGAUAUACCAUAACCGCCAUAACCAUAACCAACUAUUGUGGAAAAGGGACAGGUGGUGAAGUUGAAGCCCCUUCACCAGCCGGACUCAGCUCAGCUAUCACGACCUGAACUGCCUGAACCACAAGCCCUAAUCCAACCAAGCCAUGGCAGUUGGUGGGGUUGGUGGUGUCCGAGACAGUCCAAUAAAAUGCAUAUUUUUCUGCGAAUUUCACCCAACGGCUGGACCGAAGGUUACCUACCAGGUGCCUAUGAAUUACAUCAGCGAAGAAACUUUCAAUGCUAUCAGCGUGUAUUUGAUACCCAAACCAGAACUUCAACACAAGUUAAUGACAGUUAACAUGUGCGAGAUGAAGGUGGUUGGGUUCCCAGUCGGCAUUGACAGCGACCAGUAUGACCGAAACAGGCUAAUGUUCAACCUCUGCUUUGUCUGCGAUGCCAAGAUGAGAACAAUUCAGUACGAGUCUAUUGUAAGAAAGCUGGCUCACUACCUUAUGACCCUCGAGCAAGAAACGAACUUUAUUCUGGACGAGAAAAAGAAGCGUCAACUCCCCGAAAUCAUGGCGAAAAUUCUGCACGACCUCAACAUUAAAAGAAGCUGCUCAAUACCUAUCAAUGAUUCGACCACAAUAUAUUUAAAACUUACUCCCGUGCACGAUGAUCCAGCUCCAGCUUCUGAUCACGACGUUCCGAUUCUACGCGAGAGUCGACCGGCUUGUGCUCCGGCACAGUGGGAUCUCACUACACAACAGUGGGAUAUUACGGCUACCCAGAUUCUUCCCUACAUAGAUGGUUUUCGACAUGUGGCAAAAAUAGCUGUGGAAGCAGACGUUGAAGUCAGCUUGGUUAAAGAGUGCAUAAGGAAUCUUAUGUAUUACGGCAUUGUGCAGCUUAUCCCCCUGUUUCUCUACUCUGCCGUGUACACUGUAACGCCAGACAUCAUAAAUCUUGCAAAUGAUCCUUCGCUACAACUGGAGUGUAUUUCCUACGUCGCUAGACAAGGUCGUCCUAAACCAACGUUCAGGUCAAUUUUUGAGAUGUACUGCAGUUUCCAUCAAAGGAGCAGCGUACGUGACAUCUGUUCUCGGACCAAUCCGCAAGCAUUAGGAAUCGAUGAACGGAAGCUUGUACAGUUUGGCGUCAUGAAGAACUUGUUGCGCCGCCUGCAGAAGUUUCCGAUCGACUUGAAGUACCCUUCGUCAAAAGCCAAAGGCGUCAGUAGAUACUGUGAUGGAACUCACAGCUUGGAUGAGAUUUGCUCAAAAACAGGGUUGAGCUACAAAGAACUGGAGGACAUUCUUGAUAAGGAUCCUAACAUUUGUGUUUGCUGGAAAUGAGGGUGCAACCAUGGCAUGUUCUGCAAGCCUUGAAGCCCAGGAGCUUCAGAAUGUACAGAACAUCGUUUAAAAGGUAUACCUGCAGUAGUCUAUGUGUCUGCAACAUCACCAUCUGUUAAUUUCCAUCUUUUUAUGUUCUUUGCUUGCUGGAUCAUGUGGCAGCAAUGUGGAACUUGAAAAGUUGUGCUCUGUACAUACAAAGUAAUAUAUAGUAUCACAAUAAAUGACAUGAAGGGUCAUGUUGUAGGAUAC
Messenger RNA from Ornithodoros turicata, 1665 nucleotides. RefSeq names its product GATOR1 complex protein NPRL2-like (gene Nprl2). The record is from RefSeq and is a predicted model, not a curated record. Bases 223 to 1413 code for a protein of 396 amino acids. The transcript has 12 exons. Gene Ontology annotation, molecular function: GTPase activator activity. NCBI's taxonomy places the organism in Eukaryota, Metazoa, Arthropoda, Arachnida, Ixodida, Argasidae. Gene Ontology annotation, biological process: negative regulation of TORC1 signaling; positive regulation of autophagy; cellular response to amino acid starvation. Gene Ontology annotation, cellular component: vacuolar membrane; GATOR1 complex.